AUGUCAUUUCGCAAGAGGAAUAUAGGCCUCUCGUCUGGCACAGCCCGCGACCCUUCGUCGAAUGCGCCGGCCCAGCAUGUCAAACCAGCACCGAUGCCCGGGUUACGCCCCUCACCCGUCGACGGCCGUCAAACUACGUCCACAGGCACUCCCACUCUAGAUAAUCUGCUAGCCGGCCAUGCAGGAUUGGCCCUGGGGAGCUCGCUCCUUGUCGAGGAGAGCGGUACAACCGAUUUCGCCGGGGCGUUGCUGAGAUAUUAUGCAGCAGAGGGCGUCGUCCAAGAGCAUCGAGUUCACGUAGUGGGGUUUGACAGGCAAUGGGCAGCUACACUACCAGGACUUAUUGGAGCCACCGAAGCUUCUGAAAACAAGUCUAGUAGUAGGAGUAAGGAUGAUAAAAUGAAAAUUGCCUGGAGAUAUGAGCGGCUGGGAGGGUUUGGGCUUGGGAUUGCCGGCUCCAGAGUCCCGGCUGCAACUGCGGAUUCGAAUUCUGAUUCCCAGCAGCUCGCUCAGGGCAAUGCGCCAGCUGUAUUCUGCCAUGCGUUCGACCUUACAAAACGCCUAACCCAUCCGUCUAUCCCGUCCAUAAACUUCAUACAACUCUCAAAGCCAACCUCCAGCCAGGACUCGCCGUAUUCAUCCAUAACCCGACAGCUAUCCACUGCGAUAGAUAACUCGCCAGCCAAUACUGUCCACAGACUCAUCGUUCCUUCCUUACUUUCACCCGCCUUGUAUACACCUCACGCGAGCCAGCCCGAGCACGUCCUUCAAUUCUUACAUGGCAUCCGCGCCCUCCUUUCCACCCACGCACAUAGGCUAACGGCCAUGAUAACGCUCCCGAUAUCUCUCUAUCCCCGAUCCUCAGGCCUUGUCCGGUGGAUAGAAUUGCUAUCUGACGGGGUUAUCGAACUCGCUCCAUUCCCGCACACUCUCGACGCGAGCUCUUUGGCUAGUUCCGGGGCAGCCACAAAUCAGGAAGAGCCUCCGCAGGGAAUGCUCAAGGUGCAUCGACUUCCAAUAUUGCACGAGCGUGGAGGCGGCAUGGACAAAAAUGUGGGUGAAGACUGGGCGUUCACGCUGAGUAGGAGGAAGUUUGCGAUCAAGCCAUUCUCGUUGCCUCCGGUAGACGGUGACAACGAUGCGCAACAACACGAUGCAUCUUCCGGGCCUAAAAAGGCGGACCUGGAGUUCUAA
Arthroderma uncinatum is the source of this 1194-nucleotide messenger RNA. RefSeq lists its product as uncharacterized. The transcript is spliced from 2 exons. Gene Ontology annotation, cellular component: elongator holoenzyme complex; cytoplasm; transcription elongation factor complex. The record is from RefSeq and is a predicted model, not a curated record. Gene Ontology annotation, biological process: tRNA wobble uridine modification. NCBI's taxonomy places the organism in Eukaryota, Fungi, Ascomycota, Eurotiomycetes, Onygenales, Arthrodermataceae. Bases 1 to 1194 code for a protein of 397 amino acids.